AGGGCAUGGAACCAUGCAUUGCUAUUUUAAUUGACUAAUAGUCUUCCUCACCACUUCCCGAACCCCCGAAAAAGACAGGCCAGACAGGGCUAGCCCGGCGGCACGCGGUCUGUCUGGCUUCGGUGGUGGACCCUCCGAUUUUGACUCACUCACACGCACGUCUUCUCAAAGGCCUCCUGUAAACAUAUACACACGUUCAGCCACUUUUCACUUGAUACCCCCUUCUCAACCCUCAGUGUACAAAGCUUCAACAGCUCAGAUCACGAACGCAAUGGAUACCAAGGCCGAUCACAUCCUCACCCUGUCCUGCCCGGACCGCUCGGGCAUCGUCCAUGCCGUGACAGGCUUGUUCGCCGGUCACGGACACAACAUUGCGGACCUCCAGCAGUUCAGUGAUCCCUCGUCGAACCGCUUCUUUAUGCGCGUUCACUUUCAGCCUUCGGCCUCCGAGGGUACCGCCCACCUCAACGGGCCCUUUGACGCCCUGGCCAAGGAAUACGACAUGGACUACACCAUCCGCCCCUUCUCCCAAAAGACCCGGGUGCUCAUCAUGGUGUCCAAGAUCGGCCACUGCCUCAAUGACCUGCUCUUCCGCAUGAAGACUGGCCAGCUCAACAUUGAGGUGCCCCUCAUCGUCUCGAACCAUCCCGAGUUCGAGUCGCUCGCCCAGAGCUACGGCAUCCCCUUUAUCCACCUGCCCGUCACGGCCGCCACAAAGCAGGACCAGGAGAAGCAGGUCCUGAAGCUGGUGGAGGAGCACAACGUCGAGCUCGUCGUCCUGGCCCGCUACAUGCAGAUCCUGUCGCCCACCUUGUGCGAUGCCCUCCCCGGGCGGAUCAUCAACAUCCACCACUCCUUCCUGCCCUCCUUCAAGGGCGCCAAGCCGUACCACCAGGCCUACGACCGCGGUGUCAAGAUCAUUGGUGCCACGGCGCACUUUGUGACGGCCAACCUGGACGAGGGUCCUAUCAUCGAGCAGGGCGUCAGCCGGGUGAACCAUGGCAUGGGACCCAAGCAGCUGACGAGCGAGGGAUCCAACGUGGAGUGCACUACGUUGGCGACAGCCGUGCGGUGGUUUGCUGAGCGGAGACUGUUCAUGAACGGGGUGAAGACGGUUGUUUUCGCAUAGAUAAUGGGUAUAUAUAAAAGUUAGGUGUUUUAGGGAUCACACUCUAAUACGCAUUGCGUGAGAAAUUGGCGACUAUCCCAAAUUGAUCAGGCUCUUGAUCUUCUGUUCCUCCAUCCCUG
Messenger RNA from Emericellopsis atlantica, 1248 nucleotides. RefSeq names its product formyl transferase. Gene Ontology annotation, molecular function: formyltetrahydrofolate deformylase activity. The transcript has a single exon. NCBI's taxonomy places the organism in Eukaryota, Fungi, Ascomycota, Sordariomycetes, Hypocreales, Bionectriaceae. Gene Ontology annotation, biological process: 'de novo' IMP biosynthetic process. The coding region runs from base 272 to 1129 and encodes 285 amino acids. The record is from RefSeq and is a predicted model, not a curated record.